UGUAUAUCCAUAAUAAUCACAAUGUGUGUAAUACUGCUCUUUAUGUUUCUCUCUUCAUUAUUAUGCUAUCCAGGCCAGAGGGGCUGUUCCAAUGAAGUUAACUUUCCCAGACAAGGUUCAGUACAUCCUCAACAUCCCAGAAGCCUCUGUGGCAGAUACUGGACGCUAUGAGUGUGCUGUAACCAACCAAUUAACUGGACAAACCGAGUCUCUCAUCCUGGGAAUCACAGUCCACGAGAGAUCUUUUGUAGAAGUAAUAUCUAAUGGCAUUGGGCCAGUGGAGGUUGUAUCGCUUCUGGAGGAAAAAGAGUUUACUAUUUACAUUGAUGCUGACCCUGAGCCAAAGGUCAGGUGGUUUAAAGAUGGCCUUCAGCUGGAUGACAGCUACAUCUCCACCAAGACUACUCAUCUGACAGGCCUCAGGUAG
This is a messenger RNA of Cyprinus carpio (common carp), 427 nucleotides long. RefSeq names its product platelet-derived growth factor receptor alpha-like. The transcript has 2 exons. NCBI's taxonomy places the organism in Eukaryota, Metazoa, Chordata, Actinopteri, Cypriniformes, Cyprinidae. The record is from RefSeq and is a predicted model, not a curated record. The coding region runs from base 92 to 427 and encodes 111 amino acids.